This is a messenger RNA of Helicoverpa zea (corn earworm), 1714 nucleotides long. Its product is annotated as matrix metalloproteinase-25-like. The record is from RefSeq and is a predicted model, not a curated record. The transcript has 9 exons. Gene Ontology annotation, molecular function: metalloendopeptidase activity; zinc ion binding. Gene Ontology annotation, biological process: proteolysis; extracellular matrix organization; collagen catabolic process. Gene Ontology annotation, cellular component: extracellular matrix. The coding region runs from base 49 to 1581 and encodes 510 amino acids. NCBI's taxonomy places the organism in Eukaryota, Metazoa, Arthropoda, Insecta, Lepidoptera, Noctuidae.
GCGUACAAAACGCUGAGCAUUAUCUCCCUGCUCAUUCCUCGAACGAACAUGUACGUCAACAGUGUUUUGUGUUUGCUUAGCUUAGUUUUUUAUAGUGCAACAUGUAGGACUAUUUACUCGUAUUUGGAACUUAACGUGCCCACCAACGAAGAGCUCGAAUUCCUAAAACAAUAUGGCUAUUUGCCGGACGAGAUUAGUGGUGCGGACUUCUCGUACACGGCGCAUUCUUUAUCAGAGGCGCUAAAGAAGAUGCAAGCGUUCGCCGGCCUCCCCCAAACCGGCACCUUAGACCCAGAUACGAAACAGCUGUUCACAAAGAAGCGAUGUGGAGUCAAAGAUAUUGGAACCUCAUCGGAGUUGGCUCGGAAUCGUCGCUACAUUCUGCAGCAGGCGUGGACCAAGCAAUACAUUUCCUACAGAGUAGUGAACGGGUCCAGCACACUGCCCAAGUCCCGCGUUGAGAAGUGGAUGGCGGCCGGUCUUGAGGUGUGGGCCCCGCACGGUAACCUGCGCUUCUACCCAGUGGACGAGGGCCGCGCCGACAUACAAGUCACCUUCUUCAGAGGGGAUCAUGGAGACGGAUAUCCUUUCGACGGGCAAGGCCACGUGGUGGCUCACGCCUUCCCGCCGCCACACGGCGCCAUGCACUUCGACGACGACGAGCUCUGGGGAGACAACCCUGAGGAAGACGAGGAGGAUGUGACAGACUUCUUCGCAGUGGCGGUGCACGAGAUCGGCCACGCGCUCGGACUGUCCCACUCUAACGUCAAGCAGUCGGUCAUGUACCCGUACUACCAGGUGCCCGUCGAGAAACUGCACAUGGACGAUAUAUUGGGGAUGCAGGAGCUUUACUUGAAAGACCUAGAAGAGAGUACGGAGAGCCCGGUAGACCCAACGUCCUUAGUGCCGAGGUUCACAAAGGCGGACAGUGAAGAGGAUGAGGACUAUAUACCCGACCUCUGCCUGACCAACUACGACACGCUGCAGGUCAUCAACGAUAGGAUUUAUGUGUUUGAAGAGGAGUGGGUGUGGGUGCUCCGCGACAGGCACGAGAUAGAGCCGGGCUACCCGAAGCGGUUCCAGGACGUGUUCCAGGGUCUGUCUGCGCACAUCACCAGCAUUAAAACAAUAUACCAGAAAAGCAACGGGAACGUCGUUAUUUUUUCAGAUCGCGAUUACUGGGAGUUCGACUCGUCAUUCCACUUCAUCAAGGACAGCACGAUAUCCGACUACUCCAUACCUGAAGACGUCACGGAACUGACGACUGUGUUCCUCUCGAAUUUCAAUAACAAGACUUAUUUGAUUGAGGAGGAGCGCUACUGGCGGUACGACGAGGUCACGAGCACCAUGGAUGAAGGCUACCCUAAGGAUAUGACCAUGUGGAGGCAGGUGCCUUAUCCUGUGAAUGCUGCUCUCGUGUGGAAAAACGACACGUACUUCUUCCAAGGCCCUCGUUUCUGGCGGUUCGACAACGUGCUGGUGCAGGCUCACGAGUACUACCCGCUGCCGACCGCGCAGGUCUGGUUCAACUGCAAGUCCAACACUGAGAUGGAUAACUACACCUUCAACGAUGGACCAUGAGACUUUUCGAGUAACUUUGCCACCCGAAAUUAGCUACAAGUGAAUUCACAAUAGACUAAUCACCAAACAUUUCCGCCUCAAAAGACCUCGUAGCAUACCUUAAGAUUGCAUAAACCAAACAAAAUAAAACUCA